AUGGAGGCUGCACUUUGCCUAGGCUAUGGCCCUUUUCUAAGCAUUUCCCUUCGCAUGCCUUCCAGCACAAGUACGACACCAGCCUCCACCAAACUUCAUUUCGGGUUCAACCAUUCUUCUAUAUCAGUUUCUAGCGGUUUCAUGACUAACCGCCGACGAUGUCAUCAUUUCUUUAGUUCCAGACCUCUUGCACUUGACAGAUCUAAUUCAUCAAUGCCUUCUGCAAACGAAAAGGAUGGUGGCAAAGUUGUUCGAGGGGCAGUUGGGGCUUCUCUGGCUUUGGCUUGUGCUCUAAGUAUCAUCGGUUGUCGCUGUAAGAUGAACCUUAAAGCUAUUGCCGGUCCUAAGCAGCAGGUUUAUCAGAAAGCUCCAUCUUUCCAGCAAUUUGCACCUCCAGCACCGAGGAAAAUGGCACUGAAGUCAUUGUUGGAUGUGACUGUGAACCUUGCUUCAAAAGAGGUUAGAAGGGCGAGGGACGUUAGUCCAGGGACACUACCGCCUCCUUCAAGGCAUUUGCCUCCGUCCAAGGAUCAAAUUGAUCAACUCAAGAAUUACUUAUCGAAGGGUGGCAAAAAGAGGACAAGCAAAUAUGCCAAUUCAAUAACUACAGUUGUGACUCUGACUCAUCUUAAACGUUUGGGUACAAAGGAGGCGGUGAGCCUAAUGAAACGUGGGCAGCCUGAUCAAGCACUAUCCAUGUUGAAGAAUGAAUACAAGAAAUAUGAAAUGUCCGGACCUGAGACCGCUUACUAUAUGAACAUGGUACUAGUAGAAAUUCUCAUCUGUCAGGGAAAAUACGAAGAAGCCUUUGAGUUUAUGAGUGCUUACGAUCAAAAAAUUUCAGAUUUUGAUGUUCGGCCUACUCUUUACAAGGCAAUUCUAUGCACCAUGCUAGAUAGAGAUGAAGAAGGUCAGCAAUUAUGGGAAGAAUUCGCAAGAUCCAUUGGAGGGUUUUCGCCCUAG
Messenger RNA from Durio zibethinus, 963 nucleotides. The record is from RefSeq and is a predicted model, not a curated record. Lineage: Eukaryota; Viridiplantae; Streptophyta; Magnoliopsida; Malvales; Malvaceae.